This is a messenger RNA of Parnassius apollo (apollo), 1539 nucleotides long. The record is from the annotation of a GenBank genome assembly. Lineage: Eukaryota; Metazoa; Arthropoda; Insecta; Lepidoptera; Papilionidae.
AUGCUUACAGCGAUUGCAGAUGUAAAGGUGUUAUCAAAUGAUGGAUUACCUGAAAAGAUAUGCCACAAGUGUUGUACUUCAUUAGAAAAAGCAUAUCUAUUGAAAACUGUGGCAGAAAGGACGGAUAAAAAAUUAAGAAGUAUCUUAGCCAAAGCAAGUAAAAAAGUUCCGACAAAGAAAAUUGCGUUUGAUUCUUUUACUGAUAUCAAGAGUGAAAUUGGACCUUUGUCAAUUAAAUCUGAACCAAAAUGGGAAAUGGAGAUAGAUUUGGAUGACAAUUCUAAUAAGCAGAUAGAAACUAUAGAAGGAAAGGAUAUAGUUAUAGCAAACACCGUUAUAAGAAAAGUGGAUCCAGAAAACGAGGAAUCAAAAUCAGAAUCGAUAAAUGAUGACAAAGUGGAUGUCAGCUGGAAAUUGUCUAAAUCUCAGAAUAAUUAUGAUGAUGAUGAUGAUAGUGAAUAUUUGGAUGAUGUAUUUCAUGAUGAUGAUGAUGACGAUUAUGUGCCGCCUACUGAGAAACACAAAUCUAAAUUUAAAAAACCAAAAUUGUGUGAUAUAAAGGUUUUUAAAGGGAAAAAAGCAGUAGUGAGAAAAGUUAAAGUGUUAAGGAAACUUAAGGAUGAUUUGGAAGAAAAUGGUAUUAAAAGUAGUGAUGAUAGCAACAAAUCACGAGCUACCACCAUUACUUGUUAUCCCAUAUUGAAAAAUGGCUCUAGGGGUCCACCUAUACUACUAAAAAGGCCUAAAGAUGCAACUGUACUUAAAGUUCAUCCAAAUUAUAAAUCAAGAAGUUCAGGAAAUUCUUUAGAUAGUAAUAGAAUAGCUCGCAGCAGGGAUAAGUCAGUAAGAUUAAUUAGAAAACCUGAAGUAAAGAAGAAAGAAAAGCUUGUGUGCCCUGUUUGUGGUAUACUUACUUAUACUCUUGGAAACCAUAUAGCAACACAUGAAGAAAAGAAGAAAUUCACUUGUAAUCAAUGUCCGAGAUCAUUUGUUCAAAAAAGUAAUUUGCUAGUCCAUAUGAAACAACAUACUGGAAUAAAAGAUCACAUUUGUGAAGUUUGCGGUGCUGGCUUCUACACGCAGAAAUCAUUGGUUAGACAUAACCUGAUUCAUAAAGGUGAACGACCUUUCUCCUGUAAUUUGUGUACAAAGAAAUUUAUUGCUCGUUGCGAUCUGAACCGUCAUCUGCGCAUACACGCCGGCUAUAAGCCGUUCAAGUGCUCAAAUUGUGCGAUGUCGUUCAACGCGAAACAUCAGUUGCAAAAUCACGAGCGAAUGCACACCGGGGAGCGGCCGUACUCUUGCCAGGUUUGCAACGUUGCAUUCAGCUAUAAAGUGAAUUUAAACAACCACGUUCUCAAAGCCCACGGUUUGAACCUCAAGUUCAAAUCAAUUCACACGGUGACUGAGGAGGUGCUUAGAAGAGAAAUGGGGAUGGUAAAUGAGGCACGUGAAGCCAUAGCCCACAUCCUGCCUCAUCUGAGCGACGUACCAACGCCAGCUGCUCACGAAACUGUACGCCACACGUCCGAGUAUUAA